AUGACCAAUAACAACCACAUGAAACAACAAUCCAAAUCUCGCAGAAGAAGAUACUCGAACAACAAUGAUUCAGAAUCAUCACCCGCUGUUAGACAACGUCGCGGAAGCAAGAACAAGGAUAACAAUGUAAAUAAUAACAACAAGGAUUCCACCACCGCUUCCACCCAACCUAAUGAAACAGCCAUCAUUCCAUCAUCAACAGCAGCCACAACCUCUCCAUCACACUCAACCAUCAUUCCAUCCAAAUAUUCCCAAUACUUUGGUUUAGAGGAAGGCGAAUUUGUUGAAGCUUUUUCAUCGGUCAUUCAUGAAAUUUCCUCUCAAGGUGAUACCAUACCUGCAGAGGCACAGCAAAAGACUCGGUUCCAUACCCAUCAACCUCCUAAUAUUUCUCUUUCCAAAUAUUUGGAUCGAAUUGUCAAGUUUGCUUUCUGUUCUGCUGAAUGUUACAUUUUGAGCUUGGUUUAUAUGGAUCGAUUGGUUCAGUCCAAUCCAAACUUUGUAAUUAGCAGCCUUUCCAUUCAUCGCUUGCUCAUCACAAGCAUUAUGGUGGCUGCUAAAUUCUUCGAAGACAAGUUCUAUAACAAUGAAUAUUACGCCAAAAUUGGUGGCAUUGAAAAAGAGGAGAUGAACAGAUUAGAGAUUGAGUUCCUCUACAUGAUCAAUUUCUCUCUUCAUUUCCAACCUCCAGAGUUUGAGCAAUACAAGGACGAAUUUAUUGUCUUGCCAGCUCUCGAGAAGAGAAAGCAAAAUGGUUGUGAGAACUUGUCAUCCCAACAUCAAGAAAAACUCUUGAUGCCUGAUGUGAACAGUGGCGAAGUGACGACUGAAACCUGUGUCCAAAUCGAAAAGAAGAGCCGAAAGUCAAACAAGAGCAAACACACGGAUAAAGCCAGCGUUGCUUCCAAGAAAAAAGCUGAACCCAUUGAAACUUCUCCUUCGAGCACUUCAUCACCAACCUCAUCACUUCUCUCACAGCUUUCAUCCUUCAUGAGUAAGGUUUCACUUUCUGUUGCCUACUAA
Naegleria lovaniensis is the source of this 1023-nucleotide messenger RNA. RefSeq lists its product as uncharacterized. Gene Ontology annotation, biological process: regulation of cyclin-dependent protein serine/threonine kinase activity. The record is from RefSeq and is a predicted model, not a curated record. Gene Ontology annotation, molecular function: protein kinase binding. The coding region runs from base 1 to 1023 and encodes 340 amino acids. The transcript has a single exon. NCBI's taxonomy places the organism in Eukaryota, Heterolobosea, Eutetramitea, Acrasida, Naegleriidae.